Molecule: messenger RNA, 7664 nt
Organism: Procambarus clarkii (red swamp crayfish)
Lineage: Eukaryota; Metazoa; Arthropoda; Malacostraca; Decapoda; Cambaridae
Gene: rols
Product: rolling pebbles
Molecular function (GO): protein binding
Source: RefSeq, a predicted model, not a curated record
GGGGAAGGUUGCUGCACCACAGUCCUCCUGCACCACCAACACUGCAGCAACCUUGUUUUUUUUUGUAUUUAAAACAACAAAUCCGCAAGUAUUGGCCGCCCGUCCACCUUGACGUGAGCGCAAGGUGUUCUUCCCAGACGGAGGCGGCGACCGCGGACACAUCACAGCCGGGACUGGCACUGUGGCACUGUGGCGAGGGCUUCGUAGCGGCAGUUACCGUAGCGUCGCACCGUGACCACACCAACAGCAAAAUUAUUAUACAGAAGACUCCAACAAAAUUAUGUGUGGUAGGAGUGGGCUCUAUUGCACUUGAUGUGGUGAGGUCAGCCACUUGUGCUACCUGUGUUGACGACUGGCUGGGGGCGUGGCGCCGCCUGAGGGCCGCCCAGCCAUCACAGACGGCCUUGUGGGUGUUCCCGUUGAUGCUGGUGUGAGCUCCGUCGGGCUGUGAUGAGUGGCAUCAUCGAGCAGUGACCAGGAAGCCGUCAGUGUCAUUACCACCUUUGGAGAUAUCUACGCCAAGUUCCGAGAGGGAGGCAUCUGCCCUAACUGCAGGAUGCCGUUCGACAAGGGCAAGAAGAGGAAGCUGAUCGACCAGUGCGGCCACGAGAGGUGCUACUCCUGCCUCUUCAAGUCCGAGACAUGCCCGAUAUGCGCCCUUCAAGCUCCUCCCAAGAAGCAGCAGCACUCCCAGUCUCGGACCUCUCUCUCUCCACCCACGGCAGGAGGCACUGGACGGUCCAAGCUUCUUACAAAUGGCACCUUUACAUCAUACUUCAAAGGAGGUGAUCCUGGCCUUCCUCCUGAGAGACCUUCCCCCUCUCGCUCAGUGUCUCCUAGAAGGAACACCCAUGUGUUACAAGCCCAUACCUCAAGUCCCCUUUAUGCAUCAUCCUCUCCUGUUGGUGUGAGUCACGGGACAUUCACACCCUCACAAUCCUUCAUGUGCUCUCCUGUGAGCAGCUCCGGGAGAGAGACAUCCUAUGGCACACCACCCACAUCCUCUCGCCUCGCACCCUUACCUGCUCCUCCUCCAAAGAGUUUGGGAGGGACGCCUGCCAGUGCUCGCCGGAGGGGGGGUGUCAGUCCUCGUGGCCCCCCCCUGUCCCCAUGGUCCAGACGUGUUCCUCGCCCUAACACCGUCAACGUGGACUCCUCACAACACCUAACAGCUCUCCUCUCCUCGGCCGAAAAGAAGAGCUCCAAAAAUAUAAGUCUAGCUCGCAGGAUAAAAUCCCUUUGGAGUAUAGACGACGAGUGUGACGGGGAUACAGAAGCUACAAGUGGAGGAAGUGGUGAGGCAACAGAGGCCAAGGAUGGAGAAGAUCUUUACAUGCGCCUUGGACUGCUGUUGGGUGAAGGAGCCACCCCACCAACUUCAGCUUCUAGGCCUCCCAGAGCUGCCUCCUCUCAUACCUCAUUUAGCUCAUUGUCAGCAUCCUCCGAGGUGAACACAACAGCUUCAAAUAAUACCAGUCCAGUUUCAACUUUAAAUGGAUCUUCUGAAGCUGAACUGAGGCUUCCAGGUGGCAGGGAUCCAUCAGUGGAAAGCAUGAAUUCCUUCAUAUCCCAUGGAGCCAUGUCAUCUAAUGCAUCUGCUUCUCCCACCCCCACGCCACGAAGACACUCAGUUACCACCUCACAGCCGGGCCAAGUGGAAGAGUUAAGCUUGUUUGGGAGGCGGAGGUCCUCCGUCCGACGCUCAGCACGUAAUGCACAUGUGAAAGGCCCGAUAGACCCCAAAGUGCGAUUUGCCAGUUACCGUGGUGCACAGCUGAGCUUACGACCACUCUUCUUUGAAGUGCCACAGCAGGACCCAGACCCCAUAUUUGUUGGUCGUGCCUGGCUUUAUCGAGAGAUUGAAGCGCACCUCACUGCUGAGGCACCAACAAACAGAGGUGUCAUUGUUACUGGCAGUGUAGGUGCAGGGAAGACGGCUGCUAUUCUCCAGUUGGUCGAGUACAGUUGCUUUGGCCGCAAGAGGGAUGAAUCUAUCUACCAAGAUCCAUACAGCAAAGGUGGUGGAUCACUGUACGGCAGAAUGAGUUUAAUACCAGAAGGUGUAAAGUCCUUGGCAUCCAGAGUUGUUGCUUAUCAUUUUUGUCAAGCUGAAAAUUCUGUUACUUGUCUUGUUCCUGACUUUGUUCACUCCAUUGCUGCUCAACUGUGCCAGGCGCCACAGCUCCAUGCCUACCGCGACCUGUUAUUGGCCGAGCCUCAGACACAGGGACUGUUGGCACUGCCGGCAUGUGUGAGUGAUCCAUCAACAGCACUGGUCAAAGGUAUCCUAGAGCCCCUCCAUAAUCUUCGCCGCCUAGGUAAAGUGGGGGCAGAUCCACUAAUAAUUGUGGUAGAUGGCAUAUGCGAGGCUGAAUACCAUCGUCCAGAUCAUGCUGAUACACUCGCUUCAUUCCUUGCCCGCUAUGCUGUUAAAUUGCCAUCAUUCAUCAAAUUGAUAGUUAGUGUUCGUACACAAUUGGCUGACCUGACACGCCUUUUGCCUUUCCAUCGAAUCUCACUUGAUCCUGAUCAGCGUGCUGACCCUGCAGCUGAUCUUGCUGCCCGUGAUCUCUGUGAUUAUGUCGGCUUCCGUUGUAUGCAUUCCCCUACUAUAAGAUCAAAUAUUACAGUCACACAAGGGAAGAUAGAAGGAGGCUCUUCUCAGCAUCGCUUUACUCAAUAUGUGGUCUGCCAGAGUAAAGGCUCUAUGCUAUACAUCAAGCUCAUCUUAGAUCUAGUUGAGCGGGGUCAUCUUGUCAUGAAAUCUGGCUCAUUCAAGGUUCUCCCACAGUGUCUAAAUGAAAUUUUCCUUCUCCUAUUCAAUCUUAGAUUCCCCAGUGUGAGAAGCUUUGAAAAGGUUCAGCCAAUUCUGAAUGUAGUUUUAGCAUCUCUUAACCCACUUACACUCCCAGAAAUUUAUCAUUCUGUUAAUGCUGGUCUUCUCUACAAGUUCCUGUCCUGGGAUGAAUUUCUCAAUUGUUUCAAAGUGCUAAAUUCUUUCCUGGUGAAAAGACUUGACGACACAUACAUGCUGUUUCACCCAGCACUUCGUGAAUGGCUAGCAAGACGUGUUGAAGGAGAAUCUGCCAAAUUUGUCUGUGACACGAGAGCUGGUCAUGCUAACUUGGCUCUGCGUAUGUCUCGACUUGAGUGGCCAUUGGAUCCUGAAGCCUCCUUAGAAUUAGGUCACCACAUACUGAAAGCACAUGUCUACAAGAACAUGGCACGAGCUCUUCCUCUAUCUCCCCGUGAUCUGCAGGCACUCUGGCUUGCACAGUCUUCACACAAUGUGUCCCAGGCACUCGCAUGCACCAGAAAUCUCUACAGUCCUAAUACUAAGGUCUCAAGACUGUUACUCCUUGCGGGUGCCUCGCCAGACUACCCAAGUGAACACCUCCACAACUCUCCCAUCAUAGGGGUAUGUGCUCAUCAAGGGCACACAGAGAUGGUGGCACUUCUCAUUGAGUUUGGGGCAGAUGUAAAUCAGACAAAUAGUGAAGGUGUAACAGCACUGGGCCUUGCAUCUGCACAGGGUCACUGUGAUGUGGUAAGGCUCUUGGUCCAGGCCGGAGCAUCACUCACGUCCAAGGAUCGACAGAACCACACUCCAAUGGUCCAAGCAGCUGCUGCAGGCCAUCUCAACGUAGUUGGUUACCUGCUGUCCUGUGAUUGGCCAGGACCAAAUGAUCUGUUAAUAAAUCAGUCACAUCAAGCUCUUGUUGCUGCUGCUUCCAAUGGACACAGCAAUGUUGUAGAGUUCCUUUUGGACAUGGCAGAAGUUAGUGUAGAUGGUGAAGACAAUGUGACCGGGGAAACAGCUCUCACAGUUGCUGCUGGUGCAGGACAUACAGCAAUGGCAGCAGCAUUACUAAGGGCUGGAGCCAGUAUAACCAAAACCAACUCACGAGGUGCUUCACCCCUCACCUGUGCUGUGCGCAAUGGUCACUAUGAAGUGGCUAAAUUGCUCCUGAGCCAAGGUGUUGCAGUAGAAAGCCCAGAUGCUGCUGGCCGAACACCUCUCAUGGUAGCUGCUGCCGAAGGACACCUUGGACUUAUGGAAUUAUUAAUCUCACGUGGUGCCUCUAUAAGUCGGACAGACAGAGAAGGUCUCUCUCCACUGGGCUGGGCUUGCCUGCGUGGCCAUGUUCAUGCUGUCCAGUAUCUAGCAGACUGUAGUGCUGACCUGAAUCAUGCUGACAAGUCUGGUCGUACACCACUUGAUCUUGCUGCGUAUCAGGGUGAUCCUAUUGUUGUGCAGUUCCUACUUGAUAGAGGAGCGUUGAUAGAGCAUGUGGAUAUCAAUGGUAUGAGACCCCUAGAUCGUGCAAUCAGUGCCCGCAAUGCCGCAGCCGUGCAGUGCUUUCUGCGACGCGGCGCUAAGUUGGGCCCUGCUACGUGGGCAAUGGCUGCAGGAAAACCAAAUAUAUUGGUGAUGUUACUUAAUAAGCUGCAGGAGGAUGGAGUAGCAUUAUGCCGUAAGGGCCGCUUGAAAGAGGCUGCCCACCGCUUCUCUUAUGCCCUUCGCAAGCUGCCAACUGGAGAUCAGGGCGAACACACGGCCACCUUUACUCAUCUCCGUCUACACCUUACACUCAAUCUCUCACGCUGCAAAAGAAAAAUGAAUGAAGUAGAAGAGGCCAUCCAGCUAGCAGAUACAGCAUUGACAAUAAAGAGUGACUCAUAUGAAGCAUACUAUGCUCGAGCCCGAGCUAAACGUGAAGCAAAACAACUGCAGGAGGCUCUUGAAGAUGUGAAUGAAGCUGUGAGGUUAGCUCCUCAGACUCGUGAUGUGCGCCGUGUCCUCAUCAAGAUUCGUGAUGAAAUGCAAACAGAGAUGGAUACCUGUGCUUCUACUGAUCUAGCACAACUUCGUCAGCUGGCAGCUUCAGUUGACACCUUGUCUGAAGCUGACCUUCCCAUGACUUCUAGCAUUCUUUCUGAAUCUGGUUACUCUUCCAACAUCUAGUCAAAAUCUUCAGCUUGCGGCUUAAUGGCUCUUUUUGCCAGCUGUCAAAUUAAAUUUUCCAAUAGCAAAUAAAUAUUACACAGUAUAGGCUUUUAAUUUUAUCAGAACUUUGGAGUUAUUCUUUCAUGAUUAAAAUUAUUUUGAAGAGCAUAUAAAAAUGCAGCAAACAAUUUUUAAUAAUGACCUUGAUUUAAUAAUGUAUGCACAGUAUGCCAAUUCGUGUGCAAAUCUCUAAGCCAAGAUGUAUCCAGAAAUGACUUGAUAAUUAUCUUAUUUCCAUUGUUUAUUUGGAGAUGCAGAUUAACCCUAAUAAUUCCAUUUCAAGAAUUCCACUUGAUAUGAGACGUACCCAUAAGAUUGCAUGAGCCUUGUGAAAAAAACUUUAUAGUUCCAUGAUAUCCAAUCUUUCCUCAGUAGUAUUUGUCUAGAAUGUGCUUCAGUGAUGUAUAAGUAAUCUGUUGCAUUUAAUAUUUUUUUUUAUCAACAGUAUGUAUGUAUUUUGCUACUUACAAGCAGUGCUUGAUUAUUUCCAUUUGUCUUGUUUUUAUUUUCAAAAGGCUCAUGUUAGACAUUUUAUUUCCGGAUAGAGACUGUAUAUCCACACUAAUGGUUUGAUAACCAAUUGUGACUUACCUGAAGAAGCUGAAAGUCUCGCUUCAACAAACCUGCUGAGACUCGCUCGGUGUCAACCUCUUGAUUUGGACUCUUGUAAAAAUUGUUUUGGAGGCCAGAGCUUUAGCUUUACUGUUUUUGCAUAUAAUUACCUAAUCUGGCUCUUCUCUGGCCCCAUAUAUAAAUGUGAUGUGUCUAGCAGCUUUGAUCCUAAUGUAGCUCUUCCAUAAGCCUUCCUUUUCCCCAAAGAACUUGCAAAAUUAAAAUGUGAAAUGUUACAUAGGGGCCAGAUUGCUAGUGCACAUCGCUGUUAAGGAGAGUGGCUAGACCAGCAUGUAGACCCAUCAGCCCACUGUCUGUAGUAGGUGUGCUCACUCUCAUUCCAGUGUUGCUAAGUACCGUGGCAAAAUGACCUAUUUUACCACUUAACAAAAAUUAAGCAUUUUUUUAUGAUUGUUCCAAACAUUUUACAUUCAAAUUGUUAAAACAAUUGACAUUUAUUUUGCAAAUGAUGAUCAUAUACAUUUCAUGGAUUUUUCCCUCUACUUGGUAACACUGUAUUAUCCUGCAUGCCGAAGUCGUGGCUCUAACAUCCUUCAGAUUACUGUACCAUCUGUCUUAGUCACCAAGUGAAAAAGUAAAUGCUUGUGAUAUUAGAAAAUUAAAAAUAAAAUAAAAAGUGUGGUUAUACCUAGAUCAGUAUGAAAUUCUGAAUGUACGUAUGACUGUAAUUUUUUCAUUUGCUUGGAAGCUUAAUUAUGAAUGACUGGGAAUGCCUGGAUUAUGUAUGCUAGCUUCCUGUUUGCUUGUGAUAUAUUAAUGCCCAACUGUGUUUAGAUACCUUAUGGUAUCACAGAAUAAAUAAAGAAAUCUGUAAUAUCUGUGAUAUCAUGAUGUGAUUCAUGUAGGAAGGAAGCAUGACAUAAAUGUUUUGAUGUUCAUUGUGUUUUAUAAUUUUUCAUGUUUUCACUAUCAUUCAAAUGUCCCUAGUAUUUUCAGUUCUUCACUGUUAUCAAUAAUCAGUCUUCCAGCAUCUAAGUGUUCGUAGCAGUGUGCCUAUUGACAUGGUCAGUUUUAUGCAUGUUUAUACUUUGUGUUGUGCUUCCAUCUUGUUUCCCCCCCGGAGUGUUCCCUUGUGAGUACUGCUCGUGACCUGGCAAGGUGAGAACCAAUUUCGUAACCAGAAACCACAGAUGCCAGAGCUCAUCACCGACAUUUCGGGGCUUCAGCAGUGCAUGUCUGAAAGAGCCUGCUCUCUGGUUUCUGCUGGUAUUGGCUUUUCUCCCCCUGCCUUACUUUUUUUUUUAUUUGGCAUACUAAGUUAAUAUUUAUUGGCUUUCCGAAUUGGCUUCACAGUGUUCACAGUCUACAAUAGUCAACUGGAUAUAUCAACUCUGGCAUGACCCCACUUAUUACAAAAAUACAGGUAGACCUCUUUAAAUGUGAAAGAGGGCUUUUCUGAUUGUACAGACACCAUUCCUAUAUGCUGAUAUAUAGGAAACGUAGGUUAACAGAAAGACUACACAGUUCUUGUGUAGCAGAACAUAGAAAAUUGGGGUCAUUUGCUUAGACUUACUGUGUGAAUUCUAAAUUCUUCAUUGUACAGUAAACAUAAGCAAGAAAAAGGUAUAGGGAUUAUGUAUAGUAUGAAUGACGCCCACGGCGGAAGUUGCUAGUCAUUUUUAAUAGAAUUAAGUGAUGGUGAGGACAGGCAUAUAGCAAAAUAAAACUUGUAUAAUGAAUGUAUAGUGUACAAACACCAAUAGCCUUAUAAUUGACCAUUUUUAUCAGUGUUUAGAAUUUAAGGAUGAAACUUUUUACAUUGUAAUAUCAAGCAUCUCAUAAUUGUGAUCAAAAUUUGUUAGUAUUUCCAACAAUAUCAUUAAUCUAGGGGCUAAUUUCAUAUCUACAAAUGCCUCUGAUGUUAUAAUUUUGACUUUCGUGGAAAAAUACCUAAUUUUUUGUAAAAUCAGUUUUCAUGAUCUCACUCUUACCAUUCUUCUGAUCACCUUCACUGCCAAAUUUUGUUAUUCUAGUAUCUCAUGUUAUGAAAUGGUCUGCUAUAAAAUAAAUAUAUUACGGUUAA